GGGUCCCAGGAAGGAAACUCAGCCUGGCUGUCAGAGCUUGCAGCGUAAUCAGUGUGUUUAUUGUAAAUAAAUAGGACAUUGGAAGAAAAAAUGCCCUCAGCUAAAAAGAAAACAAGGUGACUUGGAGCAAGAGGCUCCAGACAAGGAGGAAGGGACCCUGCUCAACCUGGCAGAAGGGUUAUUGGACUGAGGGGGACAGGGCUCAAGGACACCCAAAGAGCCUAUUGUCAGGAUGACAGUUAGGGGUAAAGACAUUGAUUUUCUUGUAGAUACCGGUGCUAAACAUUCAGUAGUAACCGCGCCGGUAGCCCCCUUAUACAAAAAGAUUAUUGACGUCAUCGGAGCCAAAAGGAUUUCAGCAAAGCAAGCUUUCUGCUUGCCCCGGACUUCUACUGUAGGAGGACAUAAAGUGAUUCAUCAGUUUUUGUCCACGCCUGACUGUCCCUUGCCCUUAUUGGGAAGGCACUUGCUUAGCAAACUGAGAGCCACUAUCUCUUUUACAGAGCAUGGCUUUUUGCUGCUAAAGUUACCCAGAACGGGAGUCAUUAUAACCCUUAUGGUCCCCCCAGAGGAGGAAUGGAGAUUUUUCUUAACUGAGUUGGGCCAAGAGAUAAGACCAGCUCUGGCUAAGCAGUGGCCAAGAGUGUGGGCGGAAGACAACCCUCCAGGGUUGGCAGUCAACCAAGCCCCCAUACUUAUAGAAGUUAAGCCUAGGGCCCAGCCGUUUAGGCAAAAACAGGAGCCGGUCCCCAGAGAAGCUCCUGAAGGUAUCCAGGUCCAUCUCAAGCACCUAAGAACUUUUCGAAUUAGAGUUCCUUGUCAGUCUCCAUGGAACACUCCCCUCCUGCCUGUUCCCAAGCCUAGGACCAAGGACUACAGGCCUGUACAGGAUUUGCACUUGGUUAAUCAGGCUACAGUGACUUUACAUCCAGCAGUACCUAACCCGUACACAUUGCUGGGGUUGCUGCCAGCUGAGAACAGCUGCUUCACCUGCUUGGACCUGAAAGAUGCUUUCUUUAGAUUCAGAUUAGCCCCAGAGAGCCAGAAGCUGUUUGCCUUUCAGUGGGAAGAUCCGGAGUCAGGUGUCACUACUCAGUACACUUGGACCCGGCUUCCCCAAGGGUUCAAGAACUCCUCCACCAUCUUCGGGGAGGCAUUGCCUCGAGACCUCCAGAAAUUUCCCACCAGAGACCUAGACUGCGUGUUGCUCCAGUAGGUUGAUGACCUUUUGCUGGGACACCCCACGGCAGUUGGGUGCGCCAAGGGAACAGAUAUUCUACUCCGGCACCUGGAGGACUGUGGGUAUAAGGUGUCCAAGAAAAAAGCUCAGAUCUGCCGACAGCAGAUGAUCGAGUGUGGAUCAAGGACUGGAAAGUAGCCUCUUUGUGCCCACGGUGGAAAGGACCCCAGACUAUCGUCCUGAGCACUCCCACCGCUGUGAAGGUAGAAGGAAUCCCAGCCUGGAUCCAACACAGCCAUAUAAAACCUGCAGGGCCUGAAACCUGGGAGGCAAGACCAAGCCCAGACAACCCUUGCAGAGUGACCCUGAAGAAGACGACAAGCCCUGCUCCAGUCACACCCAGAAGCUGACUGGUCCACGCACGGCCGAAGCCUGAGGAAGCUCAUCAUGAGAUUCAUUUUUCUUAAAUUUUGGACUUAUACAGUAAGGGCUUCAACUGACCUUACUCAAACUGGGGACUGUUCCCAGUGUAUUCAUCAGGUCACCGAAGUAGGACAGCAAAUUAAAACAAUCUUUCUGUUCUAUAGUUAUGAAUGUAUGGGAACAUUAAAAGAAACUUGUUUGUAUAAUGCCACUCAGUACAAGGUAUGUAGCCGAAGAAAUGACCGACCUGAUGUGUGUUAUAACCCAUCUGAGCCCCCUGCAACCGCCGUUUUUGAAAAAAGAAUAAGAACUGGCCUUUUCCUAGGUGAUACAAGUAAAAUAAUAACUAGAACAGAAGAAAAAGAAAUCCCCAAGCAAAUAACUUUAAGAUUUGAUGCUUGUGCAGCCAUUAAUAGUAAACAGCUAGAAAUAGGAUGUGGUUCUCUUAAUUAAGAAAGGAGCUAAAGAGUAGAAAAUAAAUAUGUUUGUCAUGAGUCAGGGGUUUGUGAAAAUUGUGGCUAUUGGACAUGUGUUAUUUAGGCUACUUUAAAAAAGAACAAAAAGGACCCGGUUUAUCUUCAGAAGGGGGAAGCCAACCCCUCCUGUGCUGCCAGUCACUGUAACCCACUAGAACUAAUAAUUACCAUUCCCUAGAUCCCCGUUGGAAAAAGGGAGAACGUGUAACCCUGGGGAUCAAUAGGACAGGGUUAAACCCUCAAGUUGCCAUUUUAAUUAGAGGGGAGGUCCACAAGUGCUCUCCCAAAACCAGUAUUUCAAACCUUUUAUGAGGAGCUGAAUCUGCCAGCACCAGAACUUCCGAAAAAGACAAAAAAUUUGUUUCUCCAAUUAGCAGAAAAUGUAGCUCAUUCCCUUAAUGUUACUUCUUGUUAUGUACGCGGAGGAACCACUGUCGGAGACAGAUGGCCUUGGGAAGCCCGAGAGUUGGUGCCUACUGAUCCAGCUCCUGAUAUAAUUCCAGUUCAGAAGGCCCAAGCUAGCAACUUCUAGGUCCAAAAACCUCAAUUAUUAGACAAUACUGUAUAGCUAGAGAAGGGAAAGACUUUAUCAUCCCUGUAGGAAAGCUUAAUUGUAUAGGACAGAAGUUGUAUAACAGCACAACAAAGACAAUUACUUAGUAGGGCCUAAACCACACUGAAAAGAAUCCAUUUAGUAAAUUUUCUAAAUUACAAACUGCUUUGGCUCAUCCAGAAUCUCAUCAGGACUGGACAGUUCCCUCUGGACUAUACUAGAUAUGUAGGCACAGAGCCUACUUUCAGUUACCUAAUAAAUGGGCAGGCAGUUGUGUUAUUGGCACUAUUAAGCCGUCCUUUUUCUUAUUACCCAUAAAAACAGGUAAGCUGCUAGGUUUCCCUGUCUAUACUUCCCGAGAAAAGAAAGGCAUAGUUAUAGGAAACUGGAAAGAUAAUGAGUGGCCCCCUGAAAGGAUCAUACAGUAUUAUGGGCCUGCCACAUGGGCACAAGAUGGCUCAUGGGGAUACCGAACCCCCAUCUACAUGCUCAAUUGGAUCAUACGGUUGCAGGCUGUCUUAGAAAUAAUUACUAAUGAAACUGGCAGAGCUUUGACUGUUUUAGCUUGGCAAGAAACCCAAAUGAGGAAUGCUAUCUAUCAGAAUAGACUGGCCUUAGACUACUUGUUAGUAGCUGAAGGAGGAGUUUGUGGAAAAUUUAACUUAACCAAUUGCUGCCUACAAAUAAAUGAUCAAGGAUAGGAGGUUAAAAUGAUCAAGGAUAGUCAGGGACAUGACAAAGGUGGCACAUGUGCCUUUACAGAUUUGGCACGAGUUUAACCCUGAGUCUUUAUUUGGAAAAUGGUUUCCAGCUAUAGGAGGAUUUAAACCCCUCAUUGUAGGUGUAUUGCUAGUGAUAGGAGCUUGCUUGCUGCUCCCCCGUGUAUUACCCUCGCUUUUUCAAAUGACAAAAGGUUUUGUUGCUACUUUGAUUCAUCAGAAAACUUCAGCACAGGUGUAUUAUAUAAAUCACUAUCGUUCAAUCUCACAGAGAGACUCAAAAAGUAAAGAUGAGAGCGAGAACUCCCACUAAAAGUGAAAAUUCUCAAAGGAGGGAAAUAUGGUGUGAGACCACCACGUCUCCUGCUGUCCUUCCCAGUUCCUCCCCAACCUCCCUUUUUCCCUAGUUUAUAAGACAGGAAAAAAGGGAGAAAGCAAAAAGCUGGAAAAAACAGAAGUAAAAUAAAUAGCUAGACGCCCUCGGCGCCACCACCUGGCCCCGGUGGUUAAAAUAUCAAUAAUAUUAACCCCUGACCAAAACUACUGGUGUUAUCUGUAAAUCCCAGACAUUGUAUGAGAAAGCACUGUAAAAACUUUUUGUUCUGUUAGCUGAUGUUUGUAGCCCCCAGUCACAUUUCUCACGCUUACUUGAUCUAUUAUGACUUUUUCGGGUAGAUCCCUUAGAGUUGUAAGCCCUUAAAAGGGCUAGGAAUUUCUUUUUCAGGGAGCUCGGCUCUUAAGACACGAGUCUGCUGACUCUCCCGGCCGAAUAAAAAAACCUCUUCCUUCUUUAA
Homo sapiens (human) is the source of this 4145-nucleotide messenger RNA. RefSeq lists its product as uncharacterized. The transcript is spliced from 2 exons. The coding region runs from base 233 to 1216 and encodes 327 amino acids. NCBI's taxonomy places the organism in Eukaryota, Metazoa, Chordata, Mammalia, Primates, Hominidae. The record is from RefSeq and is a predicted model, not a curated record.